Messenger RNA from Notodromas monacha, 3961 nucleotides. Lineage: Eukaryota; Metazoa; Arthropoda; Ostracoda; Podocopida; Cyprididae. The record is from the annotation of a GenBank genome assembly.
AUGAUGACGUGUGAGGGUCGGAAUCUCACCGCUUUUCAAAUUGUGUGCCUUCUUUUCUUCACAGGGAUAAUUUUAGGUCAAAUGCCACCGUUUUGGUGGAAUUGGCCAGUUGAAGUAAUUAUAUAGAUGGUACAUGUGAUGUCAUUUCCGCGGUCGGUCGAGAAACCUGCGCAGAGAAUCUAAAAAAUGACGUAAAGUUGUCUGUUCAUUAAACGCUUCUUCGUGCGAGAAAUUUUCAUCAGAUUUACCCUAUCCCAAGUAUGUAGUCGACGGAAAUCUUCUCCUGUGAGUAAAUGGGCGUCUGGAGUUGUAGCACUUCGUUCUGUACGGGAAUGAAAAUGAAAUCCUCACGUCGAACUGGAAGUUUCUUGUACUGUAAUACAUUUUGAUGAGUUUUUGUUCUGUCAUUUAUACGCUCACUCUCGGCAAUAGGAGGCGAAACUCCGGUGUCCAGUACUAUUUAACAUUUUGUUUUUUGAAACUUCUGUUGAAUCAGCGCUUGGUGAGAUUGCUUCUGCUGAUUCUGUGGAUUAGAGCAGUAGAGGUAUUCAAUUGAGGAUUAAUUUUAUUGGUCAGAAUGGACUUUGUUCUGCUAAGUGUUCAAGUGCUACGUGGAAAGGAUGCUAGAUUUAAUCCUCGGCAUUUUUCCUUUUCGUUAGGAUGAAAUAUGUGUUCAGGCACAGUCGAGGCCAAGUGUGAUAUGUGUUGAUCGCGUUAGACUGACUCCUACUUCCUUCGCAAGUGGAAUGCUGAUGAAUCUGCUGUUGAGACCAAGAUCUGUCUUAUAUCCGAGAUCAUUCGGUGGAAUGUUCUGAUGGAAAAUUGAGUGCGUUGACGGCGGACGAAAAUGUCAAGUUGAGUAUUGCAUGCGCUAAUGGAUAAAUGUGGAGCACAUGGAAAAUACUGACUACAGAUGGGCUCGUCAUUCGCCGAGUGCUGCGCUCAGCUUGGCUCCCUUGCACAAUUGAAUCUGGAUCUCCAUCUUCAGUUGUCGGAACUUUUGGAAACAUCUUACGACGUAAUAGCCGAUGACGUUUGUAAUGCUUCCAAAGCAGAAACGUUCCUUUGGCCAGAUAUAUUUUCCAAGUGGAAUAACGUGAACACACUGUUCAAGGAUUUGCUGGAGGCUUGUAAGAGCUCGCAGAUUAUGCUGUCGAGUACGUUCUCUGUCCCGCAUUCUCAUGUUAAGCUCUUCAAGCUUGGAAGCCUAUGGAGAUCUGCUGUCACUGGUUUCAACGCAUCUAUGUUCUUGUUGGAAUCUUUCCUAGUAUCAAUUUUUAAGCAUGCGAGCUUGCAGUGGGCGAAGGACUUCUCAAAUUUACCGCUUUUUGAGCAUCUUCUGGCGUCGAUCACAUUGUACAAUGAAGCGAGCACAUUCGUACAAACAUCUCCGUCGAAGUUUCAUUUUCAGCCGAUAAUUUCGUCAGGGAGAAGUGACAGUAUGUCCUGCUCAGUUUCGAAGUGGGACAGUCGGGAGAGCAGAUUGCGAAAUUUGCAAAUCAACGGAGUUUGCGGCCGGCCCUCCCAAAUCCCCAUGAAUCUUGUCCGCCUCCUCAACAUAAUUGCUGCCAAACGAGCUCAGGGCGCUGUUCUUGCAAUGACCUGGUCCUUGUCGCCCUUUAUGCAAUGCGAAACAACCACUGACCUCGAUUCAUUUGGCCUUCUAGUCAAAGAAUGCGACGGUAUGGUGACAGACACGGCGCUUUUAGAUCAAACGAACGAAGUGGUGCAGUUUCAACCUUUGAAAGAAUUCAUGGAAGAAGAACGUGCGUCGCUCGGAACUUUUAUUGAAGACGUUGCUCGGGUUGAUGGUGGUUUCGUGCUGCAGAAAGGUAGCAACGGAAGAUCAAAGGUUGGUCGAUUCAAAUUGUUUUCGAUGUGGCUACAUCAUGCGCAAACAAUGUGGAAGCUGGUGAGCGCAUCCGUCGGGGAUAUUCUCUUAUUCGACACCCGUUGGGCCACUUAUCAUCUUCCAUUGGUUACCAAGCCUCAGAACUUCGCCGAACACCUUCAGAAAGUAUUGCUGGAAGUUCACGCUCGUGUUCAGUCCUUUAUCUUGGACGAGGUAGAUGAUGAUCUGAAUCGUGCGGCUGAUAAUGCACGGCAGAAAUCGUUGCUUGCGGCCCUCUAUGAUCUCACUGAGACCGUCUAUACCUUUUCCGUAUCGAAGAAACUCGACGAGCUGUAUUUGGAUGCCCAGCUUUUGCUUCAUCAGAACGCGACGGAAAUGGAUGCAUCUGGGAUACAUCACGUGAUAGCGGGAGAGAAAGGGAUACAUUUCUUCAAUCCAUUCGUUUUUGCGAAAAAAAUUGAAGAAGAAACCAUGCCACAAACGUACACGCUACUUCAGACCUUAACAGCCGUGGGAGAAGUUUAUUCUUGGGCGGUAGAGAUCCACCUUUGGGAUUCGUUGACGUCGUGGAGCAUCGUCAAGUACCUGGAUAUAUCGCAGCAUAGCUUGCCAAUGAUUAGUGACAAGCUGAUGCAUUUGAAUCCUUUGGAGAAGUUGGACGAUAAAACUUUACCCGCGGAUUGCGUGAGUGGGAAAAUUUGGGCUUUUUGGUUGCGAACCACUGAGCUCCGUUUCAAGGCUGUGAUAGAAGAGUUACGGGAUACAAAGGAGUUUUCUUUCGCCAUGUUCGUUAAGUCAUGUGGCAGGAUUUGUUUCUCUGCUACGGAGGAGCUCAUGCCAAAAGGAAAUGCUUGGAAGAAACAGCACAGGGCACCGCGUGGUGCUUCGACUUACGUUCCACCCCUCGUUGUCGCCGUGUUGCAGCCUGUUAUUGAUGCCUUACGAAAUUUGUCGGAUGCUUCGCAAUCUUUGAUAGGGCAAGAAAUAGUGAAGGCUUUGUGUCACUCGAUGUUGGAGGUCAUACUGAAGAAUGAGCUCAAGUUCAACUUCUUCGGAGCAAUGCAGUUGCAACAGGACUUCGUUUGCAUCAGGACAUGGAUCCACAGUUACCGGGUUCUGAGCGAAGUGGCAAAAGAAGAAAUCACUGCCAACGAUGUGUUCCUGGAGUGCGAAGGCGUCACGAGGCUUUUGAUGCGUCAAAGGGACUGGUUCUCGGCUGUUGGAAGGAACCAAGUCGGGCCCGCGCGAAGGGGUUCAACUGCGUGUGCGGGUAACAUCCCACCUGAAAUGUAUGUCAUCCAUCAGCACUUAUGGCUCGGGCUCAGGUUGUUGAUCACGUUUUGUCAAGUUUACGCGCACACACUCAGACGAAGACGUGAAAAGAUGAACGUGACACAAGUUAAGCACCUUAAAGAAGUCGCUCAAGCGUACGAGUACGUUGUUGACGAUGUGCUGAGCAAGUGUACUCCUAUGCUGGUGGACGAGAAUAUAGACCCAAACUUAAUGAAAGAUUUGAAGCAGAUUUGGGUGCGUAAGAUUCGCGAAUCAGGUGCCGUUCCGUAUUACGGACUCACGCCGGAAAAGGUGGCGAUUCAGAUCAAAAUAGCUCGUGAAGACGGCACUGCAAGACCGACCAUUCCGAUCUUGGUUCCUGUUUACGCCAAGGAGAAAUCUCCGCAACAGCUCAGGGACGAGAUUGCGGCUUUGGGGGAUGUCAUCAGGCGGGACAAUAUCCCGGAUAACCGAGCGAAGGUGCUGAUUGAAGACCGAAUUGACGAAGUAUUCCCCCAACUUGACGGCCACUACGACUCCAGUUCAGACUCAGACUCUGAUCCGGACGCACCUGCAGCCAAGCGCAACAAACUCAGCCCGGCUUUUUUACCGGUUCGGAGGAGAAGGAGUAGCAGACUGCUGUUGCUGUCGCUCCGGUUACUGCUUCUGGUUCUUCAUCUAGGACCACUCGGGUACAGAGGUGAGUUGAGCCUUCUGCUGGACAGGCAACACCUCGAUACGAUGUUCGAGGCAGACACUGUGUGCGUUUGUCAGUACACGAGUGUAGAGGAGAAGAAGAAGACGCACGAUUGGCAUUUGCGGUUCUGCGCCCCCUAA